ACCAAAGACGUUUAUCAAAGGAUUAACCCCGCUUUUCACAUUAAAAUCUAAAAAGGAUUGUGACGAUUCUGUGCAUUGUGAUAGCACAACUUCCGACCGGGUGCCUUCAGUAUAAAAGCUAGCAGGCGCUUUGGUGUAACAAAACAGUGCGACGACUCGUGGGCAAGGCCUUUUACUGCGAAGGAGCGAAGAGAUUGACCGGAAGCUGUCUUGCGGCACGCGAUGGUCGGUCAUCGCUCGCUCGAAAAAUGGCGGAAAUGUGUGCAGCUUUAGGAAGGUCUUCUAUUCGAGGCGCUGCAGUAUAAACCUCGAACCCUGGACCAUUUCCAGGUUGUGUCACUGUGAUGACCUCCUACAACGGGAUGCAAAAAGAAGAGGACGAUGACAACACCAUGCACAACAAAUCCACCCCUCAAGAGCCCACCCAGUCAUUCCAGUGCAGCCGUUGUCCACUCAACUUCAUGUCCGAGGUCUUCCUGUUUGAACACCUCAGUCAUGUCCACGGCUCUGAUCUAGAGUUGAAUAACCAUGCCAAGAAAGGCUCUCCUCAAAGCACCCCGGAAAGCCCACUUGGCGGUCUUCAAACCAGUCCCUCGGAGGUUUUGAACCACCGUGAAGAUGGAAAGAUUUUGAAAGAUGAUGUAACCGAAAUGCCAGAGAUUGAAAUAAUGGCAGUGUCAGCCAACCAUCAUGAUCAAGAAGAAGAAGGUAAAGAGGUACAUUUCCUUUCUACCUCAAGAGAGACUCUUAACUCAUCCAAGGAUCUGAAAACAUACAAAAAGAUGCUACAAACCUCCACCAUCAGCAACUACUUUACAGUCACCGAUAGCCAACAAGACAUGUCAGACAAUGAAUCAGACAACAUGUCAGAUGACGUUGCCGCUUCCCAGUCCACAAUCGACAUAUCGAACAACAUGACUUACUUGCGGGAGGACCACCUCUACCAUGCCGAUUUGACGCGCCCCAUCUUUCCAGCAUCCGCUUUGGAGAGCAAGAGAACCUCCAACGCAGACAAGACAACACUAGAAUCGACAGACAAGAAGGAGCUGUCCUUCGAAGUAAGUGAAGAUGACGAAGACAAGCAGGUUAGCCCCUCGACCUACAGCUGCAAGCACUGUAGUCACAAAGACGGCAGCUUAAAACACAUGUCUGUUCAUUACCAUAAAACCCACCCGUACAUACGCUACAACUCUGACUACAUCCAGGACUGGAAUGAUCAAAGUGCCACCUUCCGAUGUUUGGUGUGCCCCGUUGAGUUCCUGAAUGAAGAUGACCUCAGGAAGCACUGGAGCGACGAGCAUGCUGGGUCCCCGGAUAUUUUCACUUUGGAACUACACCAAAUCAACUUGGUGUUUAAAUGUUUCACCUGUGUGUUUACUACCAACACUUUGGAAAUGCUUAGAGAGCAUUAUAAAGAUAGGCAUCCCAUGGACAAGACACUUAAUACAUUGAUGUUCCUCAAAUACAUUUCGACUCAACGCAGAGAAGACCUGUCUCCCGUCAAGACCCCCGGUUUAGAAACAACAGAGCCCAAUGUAGCCUUGUACCAAUGCAAGAGCUGCCCAUUUCGUCACAAGUCCGUCAUCGUCUUGCAAGUCCAUUACCAAAAAAAUCACCUCGAAGAAGCUGUCACCAUUGACAAGAUAAAACAACAGGCUGGCGUUUCACAGAAAAAGAGGCUAGAAUGUCCAAGCUCAGAUGUGCAAAUAAAAUCCAAGGACAAAGUUGAGACCCUAGAAGCUAUGUUGGAAUCGUCUAUACCUGAGAAAGUCAGAGAAAGCUCAGAAGCUCAGACAAAAACCAAGUACAAAGUUAAGAUCCUUGAAGCUAAGCCAGAAUCUUUUAUACCCAAGAAGGUUCAAGAAAGACCCGAAGCUCAAACGAAAACCAAGGACAAAGUUAAGAUCCCAAAAGCCAAGUCAGAAUCAUCUAUACCAGGGAAAGUUCAAGAAAGCUCCGAAGCCCAAACGAAAACCAGGGACAAAGUUCAGAUCAUAGAAUCUCAGUCGGAAUUGUCUAUUCAUGAGAAAGUCAGAAAAAGCUCCAAAGUUCAAACGAAAACCGAGGACAAAGUUAAGAUCUUAGAAGCUAAAUCAAAAACUCUUAUAACAGAGAGAGUCGACUCCCCAGAGGACCCAAACAAAGUAGUUGAUUCAACCCCUGAACAAACUCAUAAAGCCGAGGGGUACAUCCAGAAUCGGGUGGUUAGAACAUCAUCGCUCAAUUCCAUUGCUGCUAAAUAUAAAGAAUUUAAGGUAAAGCGCAAAUUGACGCCUUCAAACAUUUACGCGAGUCCUGAGAAUUUGUAUUUCUGCUAUAAGUGCAACUACGGGAAUCCCACCAUCAAAGGAGUUAUGGUCCACCAGUUUCGAACACACAAUAAACUCCGGACCACCAGUGAACACAUUGUGGGCUACACGACUAAGAUUCACAGUAGGUUGCGAAAAUCCAUAUCUCACACAGAGGAUCCGUCUUUUCCUCCCUUGCUGCCUCUUCCCAUCUUGAACGAGGGUGACGAGCACACGUUUUUCUGCCACUUUUGCCACUACCGGCGGAGCACUGUCUCCAAGGUGGUCCAGCACUAUGUCAGGAGGCACAAUGGCCUGGUGGCCACACCCAAAGAGAUUCAAGCGUACACGUUUAGAACUCUGGAGCUGUUGCAGAAAACUGAUGUCAGCGAGAAAGCCCAACAUAAAAAGACAGCAAAAAAACAACAAGUCCCACAGAAGUUAAAGAGCCUCCAGUGCAAGGGUUGCACUUACAAGACUCACAACCCAAGUCUUUUGCGGAUACACAUUCGCAAGUGCCACCGAGGAAAUCACUCCAGUUCAGGCGUUUUAAAAGUGUACCUCAAGCAAGGGAAUGUACAAUCCGGCUACCAGUGCGAUUUAUGCCCAUUUUCCCACCAGAAAUCCACCACGUUGUAUAAACACUACCGCAAGGAACACCCCGAGAGCAGGUCCAGCCUGGAUUUCAUCACCACCCGCUUAAAGGAAGGCCACAAAAGCUCUCCUGUUAAAAAGAAUAUCCAGAUAAAACAUCUGAACGAUAGGGAUGAAAGCAACAUCACCAGGCAGAGUGACACCAGGACUUAUUCGUGCCGAGCAUGUUCAUUCCAAGGGACCUCAGUGGCAGGCAUUAUGGACCAUUACCACGCUGUCCACCCCUGGUGCUUAAAGGAAAAUGGCUUAGUGCCCGGUGUGGGCAGCCGGAACAAGGCAAGCAGUAGCAAGAACGAAGACGGCCACCAGGAACUGCUCAGCUGCUUCAACGACUACCAGAUCCCUCUCGAUUCCCCGAGUAUGUCACCGGAACGCAACAAAUCACACCAGUCCCCAACCCAGGAGGACAGCAACAGCGCUUCCAAAGAAUCCAAACAUGGUGUUGAUCUGGAUGAAGAAACCCACGUGCACGUCUUCAAGUGUCCGUACUGCACCUACGUUAACACCAAGCAUCAGGGGGUCCUCACUCACUGCCAGAUGAGGCACUCGGCCCUCCAGUCUCAAGCAGACAGCCUGUAUGUGGAUGAGGUGCACUUGCGCAACUGGGAAAUGAAGCAGAAGGACCAGGAGGGCGAUGCAUUGCACUUCCGCGGCUACAUGUGUGAACUCUGCCCACAGACCCAUGAGACUAGGGAGAAGCUAAGGAGACACCGGGAGAAGGACCAUGGCGAAACCCCGCCGGACGCCACUCGCGUGCCGAAGGCAAGAAAAAUGCAUGUUAACAUUCCCAAAAGCGUCUCUUACAAAAUCAAAAUGACACUUUUCAGGUGUCAGCAGUGCACGCACAGCUGCAGCAACAAGAUAGCCUUUGGUCGUCACAUGCGCUUAAAGCACAACAGUGCCGCUUUUCAGGAUAGUCGCUACAGUUGCGUCCUGUGCUCCAAUUCCUACUACAAGAAGAAACGCCUCGGGGGCCAUUACAAGGAUAAGCACGGCCAGGACGCCUACCUGAAACACUUUUUACCACUCUACGAGCAGGUCCCUGAUACGCCACCAGAACCCAAGGACAACUCUGUAACCAAGAGCAAAAGACUAGUCUAUAAGUGUCCGCGUUGCCCUUAUUUCAACUCACGCAUGCACGGCAUGGCCACACACUGCCAGAUGAUGCAUCCCGACCUUAAAGUCCGAAUGAACGAGUUUGAAAGGAAUGAGAUCAUCAUAAGUAGCAACUACCAGGCGGGCACCAACAACAAGCGAGGCUACUUGUGCAACUUGUGUAUAGGGGUUUCCGUGUCCCUCAAGAAACUUGCCAUCCACUGCGCCAAUAGGCACGGCGGGGCUUCCAAGCGGGAAAAGGAAAAUUCUGCGUCUGAAGAUCUUCAUUCUCGGGCAUCGUUAUUGGAGGCUACCUCUUUGAUUGAUGCGAAUCCUGAUGGAAAACUGCCUAAAAAAGUGGGGGAGUCAUACUUUGUGUACAAGUGCUUGCUGUGUUCUUAUUCGUCGGUCAUCCGGAAACGCCUGGGAGGCCAUUACACCAAACGGCACGGAAAGACUGCCUUCCUCAAACACUUUGCCCCGCUGUACCUUCGCAAAGUCAAAAAGCCACAUUCGACUCCAGAGGUAGCUGUCUCUGAACCACCAGAAAACCCUCCGGAAGAAGGAGAGGAAUUGCUGUACCAAUGCCAGAUGUGUGAGUACAAAACCUGGGCGCGCCGCUACCUGACGUAUCACUACAAUAAUACCCACAAACUUGAUGUGGAGACUAGAGACAGGCUGUUGAAGGAGUACAAUAAACGCAAAAGACCUCCCCCUCAGGAUCUUCCUCCAGACUUGGAGCAAAGCCUGCAAGAUCCCGAGCAGACAGCCCCGACUAGAUGCAUGAAGUGCCCAGACUUGACCUUGGAUUCGCCGCAGCUUCUACUCUCCCACUACUGUGCUGUCCACCGCGCCGAUCGCCGCAUGGACUUCACUGUGAUCCACCCGGCGGGCCGCGCCACGGGCGUGUACCGAUGCAUGCGGUGCCACAAGACGCUGAAUGGGAUCAGGAAGCUGGGGCGACACCUUGAUCAGCACCGGGAGAAGAGUUUGUUUGAGCUCAAGGCCAAAAAGAAGAUGGCAUCGCCACUUGGGAAGAAGAUGGUCAAAUCGAACACGCCGGACACGACAGUGGAAAGGCUUUCGGGAUUUAAUGCAAUACGAGACGAAGGCUCCCCCUUGACCAGCGGCAUUGUGGUGUCGCCUCAAAAGCCCACUGAUAACGGGCAAACUGAUGCGGAGUCGCUAAGCGAGUGUCAUGCGUGCAGCCAGUGCCAGCGCACAUUCAAGUCGCGCAAUGGUCUGCGGACGCACAUGCGCAGCCAUGAGGCGCUGGCGGCCAUCAAGAAGCUGCCAGCAUCAUUGUCACAGCUCAACCUGAACAAAUAUCUUCUCCACAAGCCUGGGACUAUCCGUCCUUUUCAGUGCGCCAUCUGCUUCUAUCGUACCAACCUGAUGGGCCUGUGGACCAACCAUUUGCUGAAAAACCACCUUGAUACCAUCAUAGAAACCUGUGACCACAAAGACGAGACCAGUGUGACUCAUAGUGCAGACAAGGAUGCUCCACAUUUAGGCCACCAAGUCAUUAGUGUGGGCAAAACUAAUGAAGGGCGUAACAAAGACUGGUACCUGGAGCCCCCAGAGGUGCGACGCCAGCUUAGCCACCUGAGUCUAAUGGCUCAGAACGGAGCUAGUACCAUGGCGGCCACCAGGCAGAAUGGCAGCAGUGGCCUGUUCUGCUGCGAGAACUGCUCCUUCUUUUCCAAGGACCUGCCCAGCAUGCGGCGACACUACGUCAGUAGACAUGGCAGGAAGAUGUUGGCGUGCAAGGACUGCGACUUCUUCACCGGCUUAAAAAAAGCCAUGAAAAUCCACAUGGAAACAGAUCAUUCCAUGUUCCAGAAAGAAGCUCCUCCACAAGACGGCCUUCGCUGUCCCUUCUGCCUCUACCAGACCAACCACAAGAACAACAUGAUCGACCACGUCCUGCUGCAUCGUGAGGAGCGCGUGGUUCCCAUGGAGGUGAGGCGGCCCAGGUUGUCACGCUAUUUGGAAGGCCUGGUGUUCCGCUGCCACGUGUGCACAUACACAAGCGCCAGCGCCGACAACCUGCGCUCGCACGUCGCCAAGCACGAGCGUAUCAAGCCCUACCGAUGUCGCCUGUGCUACUUCGACUGUGCCAGGCUGGCUGACCUGGAGGCCCACCUGUGCGCUAAGCAUCAGGUGAUGAGGAACCAUGAGCUAGUGGGGCAAGUCAACUUGGAGCAACUAGAGGAGGUGAAGCUCAAAGAGAGGCUUGAAGAUGAGGAGCAGGACAACAACAACAAGGAGGAGGAGGAGGAACAGAGGUUCAACCCUGAGAAUGCGGAAGACCUUUUCAGCCACGUGACGGAUGCGGACACAAGGAAGCCCACGGAGGAGGAAGACAGCAACCGUGGGGAUCACCUCCCCGAGACGGCCGUCGCUAAAUGGGAGCAUCAAAACAGCGCUGGUCCAUCUGAGAAGAGUGACGGCGACAAUUCCCAGCUUGCUCUUGGGAACCAAGAACAAGAAGAAGAGGGGGCGGUGGCGGAGGAGGAGCAGAUGUCCAACACUGAAAAUGCCGUAGACUUUUUCAGCCACGUGAAAGAGACUGACACAAGGAAGCCCACAGAGGAGGAAGGCAGCAACUGUGAGCAUCACCUACCCGGGAUGGCUGUUGUUAAACGGGAGCAUCAAAAUGGCGCCGGCCCGUCUGAGAAGAAGGACUGCAAAAAUUCCCAGCUUGCUGUGCUGAACCAAGAAAAAGAGGUGGUGGUGGGACUGGAAGAGGGGAGCUCCAAGGAACAAAACGAAAAAGACCACUGUUUGGAACUGCAGGCGCUGAACCUUGAAGCACACGAGGAGCACAAGAACCUGCGGCAUAUCCUUGAGCUGGAUGAGGAGAAUAAGGAGCAAGGAUCCUUGCACGGGAAGGAACUUCACACAGACUUCUUGGAAAGUUCUGGAAAAGCAGCCAAGAAAACGCUCAAGAGAGAAACCUCGGCCCAUCUUCUGGCAUUCUCCUUGGAGCCGCUCCGAGAAGACAAUGCCCACAAAAGGAAGCUAUGCGAAGGACUCAAAGAGGAAGGGAUGAAAGAGGAGGACGGACGAGAUGGGCAGAAAAAACGGAUCAAGAUGGAGGAUACGCGCAUUCAGCAAGAUGUCGAUAUGUCUGAGCUCAAAGAUGCCGACAAAAUAUUCCCUUGCAGCUUGUGUGGCCGAAACCUCCAAAGCGAAGCGGCACUGCAGAGCCACGCCUCUCGCCACGGAAUGUAGGCCACCAACAUUUGAACAACAUAACACUAUCAACACGACUCACAUUUCAGACUCCUUGCCUUGGAGAAAAAAAAUGAGAUUUUAAACAUUUUCUAAAGGAACAUUGUUUUUUGUUACACAGGUUUGUUUUGAUAGCUUAAAUAAAGCUUUGGAAACAGCCCUUAAAUGUCUUGACAUUUUUUCGGGGGAGCGUUUCUUCAUGUGAGUACUACUGUAUAAAAAACGAAACGCUUUAUUUAAUGUUUAGUGUUUUUUUGUUUUGUUUUUACUGGACCAAAAUGAAAUCAUAUGAUGCAUUCAAGUGCUGCAGGAUAUUUUGGCUUCCUAGUGUCUCAUCUCACAAACAAUAAAACAUUUUUUAUUUUUAAUGACAUUUGGUUUUGAUUGAACUGUUUUAUGUAUGCAGGAUGGUUGAAUAAAUUUCAAUGUUUUGUAUAUUUCA
Molecule: messenger RNA, 7716 nt
Organism: Phyllopteryx taeniolatus (common seadragon)
Lineage: Eukaryota; Metazoa; Chordata; Actinopteri; Syngnathiformes; Syngnathidae
Product: zinc finger protein 462-like
Exons: 10
Coding region: 345-7274 (2309 amino acids)
Biological process (GO): regulation of gene expression
Cellular component (GO): nucleus
Source: RefSeq, a predicted model, not a curated record